Molecule: messenger RNA, 531 nt
Organism: Penicillium robsamsonii
Lineage: Eukaryota; Fungi; Ascomycota; Eurotiomycetes; Eurotiales; Aspergillaceae
Exons: 3
Source: RefSeq, a predicted model, not a curated record
GAAGGAAUCGCGCUUUGUCUCCAAUGGAUACCUGGCCACUGCAAUAACCCUGGGAACGACGCACCAGACCGGCUAGCCAAGGAAGCGGGAAGCCCAGCGAGAAGGCGUUCACACGCGACAACAUUCGCGCUCAGUGGGAGCGGGAAUGGACUUCAUCCACCCAAGGCGAUCACCUGCCAAGAAUUGACAGCGCUUUACCAGCGACCUAUACCAGAAAGCCGUAUGGAAAAUCUGUCCAGGAACCGGGCGUACUUACUGACACAGCAAUGCAAGGGCCAUAAUUGGUUAUUUACCUUCCCCGAGGCUUUUAACUUUCGCGUCAACGGCCAUUGCACGUGCGGCGCGCAAGAAACAGUAACUCAUUUGCUGGUAGACUGUCCAAGACUGAACCAGUUGCGAAGGGAAUUAAAGAGAAAAAAAAAAAGUGGGGGACGUAUUCAUAAUCGUGUCGAGUCUGCUUACAUAGAGACUCAAGAGAAGGAGUCCCCAUGGAUCAGCCUGAACAUAGACUUCAAUGGAGGUGGACAUUAG